UGAAGGCUAGACAAAAUAGAAAAUCGUACACUGUUCAUUGAAUUCUCUCAGAACAACAAGAUUAAAUUCAAAAACCCAGGUCUCUUUCAUCUAUCAGAGAUACACAAAAUAGAAAGAGGAGGAGUUAAGUUAUCUAGGGGUUUUUGAAGUAAAAGCUUAGGGAUUUUGAUGAAAUGGAGAAACCAGCAGCUGAAAGGAAAUAUCAUUUCUUCAAUAUCUUGCAUGAAGAAGAAGAACAAAACAGAAGAUUGAGGAAAGGUCCUGGGUCAAGUUCAAGCGAACCCCUUGAUGCAAAAUAAGAUUGCUGAACUAGCAGCUGAAGAAGAACAAAACAGAAGAUUGCGCAUUCCAUGUGAAAAUUCAACGAUUAAAAAGGAAAGCUCUUCUACUCAAGAGAAGUUUGCUGCAGCAGGAGCAGUCCCGAGGGAAGUAAGGUCUUUCAGUUCUCCUUUUCCUUUCUUCUGGACCUCUAUGAACCCCACCGGCGUUGGAGCGAGGUUUCGUAUGACAAUACCACUUCAAUUUGCAAGAGAUCAUCUUCUAGCUGAGGUAACAAAUGCAGAUCGUGAAUUGAAUGUCUUGCUGCAAAAUGAGGAAGGUCUCAGUUGGGAGGUUCUUGUCAGAGCAAAUGGACAUUCAUACACAUUCUAUACAGGCUGGAAAGACUUUGCGACCGAGAACAAGCUGGAAAUUGGUGAUUGUAUGAUUUUUGAACUCAUUGAUAGACUUCCAGAUUCAACCUUCGCAAUGAGCUUCCAUAUCUGUCGUAAUCCAGUUCCUGUUCCAUCUCUCCCUGCGCAAAAAAGUAAUGUACCAGAGAAAGAAUGUUUCACUCAUCUACCUUCUUCUCGGCUUGCACGAGAAAUAAAAAGACGUGGAAGGGCAUAUGAAAAUUUGAUGAUAAGAGAGGGAGGAUCUGAUAAUCACGGAGUGUGCUUCAGCAAUAGCUGUCCAGAUGAAAGUUGAAUCUUUCAGUUCCCCCUUUCCUUUCUUCUGGAUCUCUGUGAAGCCCUCCAAUGUUCACCGUACUAAUAUACCGGUUACAUUUGCAUGAGAACAUCUUCCAACUAAUAUGAAAAGUGGGGAAGCAAAAAUGGAUGUCUUGCUACAAAAUGUGGAAGGCUGCAGUUGGGAGCUUCAUCUCUGUUCAAGGGGAUUUGCAAAGUACUAUUUCAGUAAAGGCUGGAGAACGUUUGCCAAGGAGAACAAGCUAAAUAUUGGUGAUUGUGUGGUUUUUGAACUCAUUGAUAGACAUCCAGGUGGGACGCUUGUAAUGAACUUCCAUAUCUAUCAAUCUCCUGUCUUGGUAGAGGACGAUUUGGAUGAUGAAUGAAGCGGCUCUUCAUCCUGUGAUAUGAAACAUUAUACGGAACUACUUUGCUGCUUCAGAACACAUACAGAAACAAAUGUAAUAUUAUGGGAUUCAUAUAUUUGCUUAUUUACUUGUUUAUUCAGGUAACUAAUAUGCCGUUAGGCACAUAUUUGCUGCAGAUUAUUAUCCAGUACGAGUAAUUAAUAGUUGUCCCGUUUGUACAUGACAUCCAUUCCAAAGACCUGAUAAGUGGAGUCAAUUUUUCUUUGAGUGAUCAAGGAUGAAUUCUUCGAUGGAUGGAAUCAAUUUGAUACAACAAGCACAUAGACAAGCAAUUAAGAAACGGAGUUGGAGAUCAGUCCUGGAUGCAUUAUUUAUGGGUGCGUCACAAGAACUUUAAAUUGAUGAUCAUGGAGAGUACAAGCAGUUGUUAUUGGGAACUCAAGAUACGGCGUUGCUUUUUUUCUUCUUCUUUUUCUUAAUGUUUUUAAAUUUUGUUAAAAGA
This is a messenger RNA of Papaver somniferum (opium poppy), 1817 nucleotides long. RefSeq names its product B3 domain-containing protein Os03g0619600-like. Bases 289 to 966 code for a protein of 225 amino acids. Lineage: Eukaryota; Viridiplantae; Streptophyta; Magnoliopsida; Ranunculales; Papaveraceae. The transcript is spliced from 8 exons. Gene Ontology annotation, molecular function: DNA binding. The record is from RefSeq and is a predicted model, not a curated record.